Rhipicephalus sanguineus (brown dog tick) is the source of this 972-nucleotide messenger RNA. RefSeq lists its product as uncharacterized. The record is from RefSeq and is a predicted model, not a curated record. Lineage: Eukaryota; Metazoa; Arthropoda; Arachnida; Ixodida; Ixodidae. Bases 1 to 591 code for a protein of 196 amino acids. The transcript is spliced from 6 exons.
AUGAAUGCUGUUUAUCAGCCUGUCAAAAACGGUGCGAGCACCACGGCAAUCUCGAUUCCGGUAAUUACCCCAAGCCCUCCUGAAGAUGAACUCUACUUCAGUUGCACCAGCAUCUCGAGCGGUUCUCCCGUCGAGGGCGCAUCUGGAGACGAGCGUCCAAGCCCUGGGACAGAUGCCGAGAAGGAGCCUGCCAAUGGAGCCUCGACCGUCGUCAGUAAUGGUGACACGUUAUCCCAUUCCGAAACUGCCAGUGGCCGAGACCUUCUGAGUGUGGGCAGACCGGUCACACCACUUCGAUCGCCACCGCCAGCAGUCGGUUCUCCAAGCAAUGGCUCAGAUACCUCCUGGUCCAUGCUCUGGGCGGCCGAGCCAACGGGUACUUCAUCCCCGGGAAGCGCAGCUAGCCUAGCUUUAUCUAGGCAGAGCCGCUCAAGCAGUGAAAGUUACGCCGGCAGAAUGGAAGAUGACGAGACACGGAACAUUCACUUCUUGCUGAAACGGCGUGCGCAGCGACUGAAAGAAGUCCGCCGUUUCGUGAAAAGAUACUACGCCAAGAACAAAGCUCUGCUGCUCAGUCCGCCAUCGCUCUAGUCUCCUCUGCUGCCAACGAUGUCUUGUUUCCUGAAAAGAGCGCAUGAACUUGCCCAGUCACUGCUGCAGUCGGACAAGUGUGCACUGAGUUGAACGACGUAGCAGUUGCUUUGUGUGUAUGCUGAUGCAUGAGGCUAGACCGGGGGUUCCGCCCUAACGGUUCUUCGCUCAGUCCUAUCCGACGCCGCCUCACUACCGCUGCUGGCUCAAGACCUUUACAUGUUUUUAUGUGCGCAGCGUCCCAGCUGCAAAAGAGAAUUCAUACGUUUUAUACCUACAGCCCCGCGUCCUCGAUUUGAUGAUUUAUUAUUGCUAUCGUGCUUUUUCUGUGUGCCUUUCGAACUAUCUACUUUGCCUAAAUAAAGGAAUGUCAACUUCUCA